This is a messenger RNA of Rotaria socialis, 1059 nucleotides long. Lineage: Eukaryota; Metazoa; Rotifera; Eurotatoria; Philodinida; Philodinidae. The record is from the annotation of a GenBank genome assembly.
AUGACUACCCUUGUUCUUCCUCCUUCUUCUCAGCAACAGCAUCAUCAUAAUAAUAAUCAUCAUCCACAACAACAAGACACAACAGUUCAUCAACAACGGCCAGAAACUAGUACAACAUCAACAAACAAAGCUCGAUCAACUGUUGUUGAUCCUCUCCAUGCACGAUAUUUAAUAGCCCAUAAACUGGCAUCAGGUGGUUUUGGAGAUGUGUAUGCCGGCGUAAGAAAAAAAGAUGGUAUGCAAGUAGCAAUUAAAGUUGUAGCAAAAAAACGAAUGCGUGAAACAAAUUCAGCUGACGGAAAAUUACCACUUGAAGUUGUUUUAUUACGUCGUGUAGCUAAAGUAAAAAAUGUUAUACAUAUGUUAGAAUAUUUUAUUCACAAUGAUCAACUUGUUAUUGUCCUUGAACGGCCUGAUCGUUGUUGUGAUUUAUAUGAUUUUAUAUCUGAACGUCCAGGCGGUCUUGAUGAGCGUUUAGCACGCGAUUUCUUUAAGCAAAUUAUACAAAUUCUAAAAGAUGUACAUGCAUGUGGAGUUCUUCAUCGAGAUAUUAAAGAUGAAAAUUUUCUUGUUGAUAUGCGUAGUGGACAGUUAUAUUUAAUUGAUUUUGGUUCUGGUGCUCUAUUACAAGAUGGAAUUUAUACUGAUUUCGAAGGGACAUCUUGUUAUGCAGCUCCGGAAUGGGUUACAUGUCGACGAUACUUUGGUUUACCACAAACUGUCUGGUCAUUAGGAAUACUUUUAUACGAUUUAGUAUGUGGUGAUAUUCCAUUUUCGGACGAUUUAGCUAUAAUUAAAUGCCAACCACCAUUUCCAAGUCAUCUUUCGCCAGAAUGUAUACAACUAAUUGAACAAUGUUUAUCAAUAAGAUCAUCAGAAAGACCUUCAUUAGAUCAAUGUUUACAAUCUUCAUGGUUAAAGUUCCCUUCAUCGAGAGACUUAUGUUUAUCAUUAGUUCCACGUCGUCGUGGUGGACAUAGUAAUAAUCAAUUAAAAGACUUACAUUCAUUGUCGAAAUCAACAGCAGGUUGUCUUACCUCUCGUGGUAAUUCAUUGUAG